Molecule: messenger RNA, 1713 nt
Organism: Saccharomyces kudriavzevii IFO 1802
Lineage: Eukaryota; Fungi; Ascomycota; Saccharomycetes; Saccharomycetales; Saccharomycetaceae
Gene: SSP1
Product: Ssp1p
Exons: 1
Coding region: 1-1713 (570 amino acids)
Source: RefSeq, a predicted model, not a curated record
AUGAGACGUUCUGGUGCAUACGAGGAUGAUCCAUCCCAGGAAAAACCCACAUCAUCACCUUCAAAACAGUCGAAGCAGAAAAGGCCAACAAAAUUUAGGGAAAGGAUGCGCAAAUGGUUACAAAGUGGAAAAAGUAACGAUCAUCAGGAGGAAGAAGAAGUCCCUAAAAUUUUUAACAGAAUUCUUUACCCACAAUCAGACAUGACAGCCUUUAACAAUGAUGAUUAUGGAGAGGGUGAGGAUAUUACAAACAAUUUUUUUUUGCCCAGUGAAGAUGAAUCUGGUCCGUUUCAAAGCAGCCUUAAGACAUUUUUAACUGGAAAUAAUGAUGAAAAUACAGAAUCGCAACCCAAUCAAAAUCCAAAGCAGCAAUCUGAACGCCCCAAUUCGCCUUAUCGACAAUGGCCCACGCAAGAAAUACCUUUAUUGAAGGACCUUUUCAUCACUAACAAAUACGAUGAUCCCUAUUUGAACUCUUCCACAAAAUUUGGUAACAUAACUUCAACCUUUCCUAGUAGUUUAUCAUUAAGGACUGUCACCUUACAAACGAUAAAAAGAAGAAUCGAUUGUAUUUCUGCUAAAAAGAAAGAGGUCUGGAAAACAGAAGAAAAAUUCCUGAAAGACAUCUUAAUGUGGCUACAGAGCUCGAAUUUUGAGGAUCCUGACACAAUUUCAUUAAUCCAUGAAAUCGAAAAGAUUUUUGAGCAAGAUAUCCUCUUCGAACAGAAUAUCUCAGACUGCUUGAGAGAAAUUUCGAAUAAUUUUGAAUUUAUCUGUAUGAGAGAGACUCAGCUAAUCAAUGAGGGGAAUAUCUUGAAAAAUGAUUUGAAAAAGUAUGCAAAAUCAAGAGAACAUAAAAGUGAAAAACAUGAAGAUACUGAGGUCCUAAGAGAAAAGGUAAUAUCUUCACAAAAAUCAUUUGAUGUUGUAAAACGACACUACAAACAUGCAAUAGCAAUUACAACAAGACAACUAUUCAUGAAUUUGGCUUUUGAAUACUAUGAAAAUUGUUCGGAUAUGAAAGAUGUUUCAAGAAGAUACUUACAGGAAUCCUUGUCAACUUUACAAAAUAUUGACACCCUAGAAUUCUCCGAAGAGUUAGAAAGAAUUAGGAAAAGAAGGUUUGAUAAGUUUUGGGCAAAAACUAAUCCAGAUCCGACAAACAACAUUCAAAAGUUUGUUAAUAUGAGAACAGGGGUAGCAGGAUUUAACGAUUCAUUAAUGAAUAAUUUGUAUGAAAAAUUGCGUUUUGGCGUAGCGCCACUUGAGGAAGAACUGCAAAGUUCGCGACCUGAGCUCGCUGGUCUACAAGAAAAUGUCUGGAACGAGGUCCUCUCGGAUUACAGUUCAGUAGAAAACAAUCCUAUUACUUCAAAUAAGUUCUUAUCUGCUAAAGAAGCUGAACCAGAUCAAUUAGUAAGACCUUCUAAUCAAGAAGAAAAGGAAGAAAGGGAUAAUUACCCCUCAACUGCAAAUGUUCAACAGGAAUCAUUUCAUGGAAAAAGAAAAGAAAACCUAGAAUCCAAUGAUUCCUUAGUUUUAAGGAGCGCUAAGAGAAAUAUAAAUAUCAACGCAGCUAGUUUGAGAAAUCUAUCCACUAAAAAAACUCAAAUAAAACCAGAAUCUGCUAGUGAAGAAAGUAAAGUUCUUGCUGCGGCAUUGGAUGAUGCAAAGCAAAAUUUGGACGAAAACGUCUGGAAAAGCCCAAUCUAA